Cornus florida is the source of this 827-nucleotide messenger RNA. Its product is annotated as NDR1/HIN1-like protein 1. The transcript has a single exon. Gene Ontology annotation, biological process: defense response to other organism. Lineage: Eukaryota; Viridiplantae; Streptophyta; Magnoliopsida; Cornales; Cornaceae. Bases 113 to 745 code for a protein of 210 amino acids. The record is from RefSeq and is a predicted model, not a curated record.
AUCUCUCCCUCUCUCUCUCUCUUCUCUCUCCAACACCAAAACAAACACAAACCUAUUUGUUUGCACACUCUCUCCCCGAACCCAGCCAACUGUUUUCCGGCGCCGGUGAAACAUGACUGCAAAAGACUGCGGCCACCACCACCACCACGACGAGCGGAGGAAGCUCUACCGCCUCCUCUUCGCGUGCUUUUUAAUCUUCGUCAUCGUCGUCCUCUUCAUCAUCUUCCUGGUCUGGGCCAUCCUCCGGCCCACCAAGCCCCGCUUCAUCCUCCAAGACGCCACAGUCUACGCCUUCAACGUCUCGCCGCCGAACUUCCUCACCUCCAACCUCCAAGUCACCGUCUCCUCCCGGAACCCUAACAGCCGCAUCGGCAUCUACUACGACAAGCUCGACGUCUACGCCACGUACCGGAGCCAGCAGAUCACGCUGCCGACGCUGGUGCCGGCGAAUUACCAGGGUCACAAGGACGUCAACGUGUGGUCUCCGUUCCUGUGCGGGAAUGCCGUGCCUGUGGCUCCAUAUCUGGCCGCUGCUUUGAGUCAGGAUGAGAUGGCGGGGAUGGUGCUGAUCAAUAUCAAGAUUGAUGGACGGGUGAGAUGGAAGGUGGGCACGUUUAUCUCAGGGAGGUACCACUUGUAUGCGAAUUGUCCCGCUUAUAUAUCGUUUGGUAACAGGAAUAACGGUAUCGUUGUUGGACCGGCCAUUAAGUAUCAGUUGGUACAAAGCUGUCACGUUGAUGUAUGAACAAGUUAACUCCCUCAUCUGUUAGUGUUCUCUCUCCUCACUCUCUCUCUCUAGCUCUGUUUUUUUUUUUUUUUUUUUUCAA